GCGAGGUGUUCUAUUUAUAUCACAGUAAGCAGUGUUCCUGUUGUAGUACACUGAUGAGUUCCGACCUGGAGAGCAAUGAUGACAUGUGACAUGUUUUAAACAGGAGUACUUGCGUUGUGCUUUUGGGGGUUUUACACAGGUGACGUGAAAUGCGCAGUGACCGACUGUAGUCAUAGUCAUUCUCAAGCUGUGCUCCGGUCUACUCAAUUACAGGUUAACACUCCUGUCAACUGUACGUAGUUCUCCCAUUGUUCAGAGAGAUCCGGGGAUGUGAAGAGAGACGCUGUUCUGUUUCAGCGGUGUCGUACCCCGUUAUGUUUUUCCUGAGCUGGGGGUGUCCUACAUUCAACACUGUCGGUCGCACAAUCAAUUCAUACUACAUUCCGUGUGGUUGUGAUGAAACGAGUAUGUUGGAGCGGCUGUUACGAUCUCACCACCUGCCCCACUACUAGUGAGCGGCACAUUGAUGUUGAUAUAGUGGUCAAUAAUUCAUCUCAACGGAACACUAAUCAUCGAUCACAUAGACAAAGAAUUCGACUUCGUACCUGUCAGCUGACGAAGUGACAACACCGUGAUGUUUGAGAGGCAUUUUUCAGAAGUUGACGGGUGCCAAAGUAGACACUAUCUAUGAAUAACAGUUUCUUUAAUGUACCGUAUAGAUCAUCAUACCGUUGUCAAACAAUUAAGACCGUGUUGUUUCUUUUCUACUCAUCAUGAUUUGUUGAAUUCAAAACCUCAUCGCUAGAGAAUAUCCAGUGUCGAUUCCUGAUUCCUAAGAUAGUAAAAGGCAAAACAGUUGCGGAAAUUGUAUGAAUAGAUCACACUGGCCAUCGGUUACACAGCCAAUGAUUUCUACUGUCUACCAUUGGAUAAAGUGGAUAUACAUUGGAUAUAGUGGAUAUACAUUGGAUAUAGUGGAUAUACAUUGGAUAUAGUGGAUAUACAUUGGAUAUAGUGGAUAUACAUUGGAUAUAGUGGACAUACAUUGGAUAUAGUGGAUAUACAUUGGAUAUAGUGGAUAUACAUUGGAUAUAGUGGAUAUACAUUGGAUAUAGUGGAUAUACAUUGGAUAUAGUGGACAUACAUUGGAUAUAGUGGAUAUACAUUGGAUAUAGUGGAUAUACAUUGGAUAUAGUGGCUAAACAUUGGAUAUAGUGGACAUACAUUGGAUAUAGUGGCUAUACAUUGGAUAUAGUGGAUAUACAUUGGAUAUAGUGGAUAUACAUUGGAUAUAGUGGCUAAACAUUGGAUAUAGUGGACAUACAUUGGAUAUAGUGACUAUACAUUGGAUAUAGUGGAUAUACAUUGGAUAUAGUGGCUAAACAUUGGAUAUAGUGGACAUACAUUGGAUAUAGUGGAUAUACAUUGGAUAUAGUGGAUAUACAUUGGAUAUAGUGGCUAUACAUUGGAUAUAGUGGAUAUACAUUGGAUAUAGUGGAUAUAUAUUGGAUAUAGAGGCUAUACAUUGGAUAUAGUGGAUAUACAUUGGAUAUAGUGGAUAUAUAUUGGAUAUAGAGGCUAUACAUUGGAUAUAGUGGAUAUACAUUGGAUAUAGUGGAUAUACAUUGGAUAUAGUGGAUAUACAUUGGAUAUAGUGGCUAUACAUUGGAUAUAGUGGAUAUACAUUGGAUAUAGUGGAUAUAUAUUGGAUAUAGAGGCUAUACAUUUGAUAUAGUGGAUAUACAUUGGAUAUAGUGGAUAAAUAUUGGAUAUAGAGGCUAUUCAUUGGAUAUAGUGGCUAUACAUUGGGUAUAGUGGCUAUACAUUGGAUAUAGUGGCUAUACAUUGGAUAUAGUGGAUAUACAUUGGAUAAAGUGACAAUACCUGUUGCCUCUGUUACCCAGUGUGUACGCUAUGGUGUGUUUAUGUACAUGCUUUAUGGACAGCGGAUAAUGGACGGCAGCAUGGGCAUAGAUUUCGCUUCUCUGUGACUGUGGAAGGAGUGAGCUUACUGUGUUGUUUCUUUUCAACUGGAGUUAUUGGAUAUUGAUUAUCAUCCACAUAACAACAGUCGACUCCCGCUUGAUAUGGGAUAUAGCAACAGUGUAACAGUCAAUUCAACUCAUAACGUUAUAUUGAAACUGUUGACUAAUACAUGUUAUAUCCUCGGUCAUACAGCUUGGCAUUGGAUGUAAUGAAGAUAUCAUUUUUCUGGUCAUCUGACCAAGCUAUUGAAUUCUGACCACUGAUCCUUGCUUGUUUGCAGACCAUUGUGACCAUUGUGACAUCAUCAGAGUUUGUUAACAAUUGGAGAACAGGGUCAAUGUCUGCAUAAAUUUGUACUGUGACAUGCGACACAACAGACAUACUAGUUUGGUUAUGGACAUUUAUGUCAAGCACCAAUGUAUUCUUCAGGAUUUCUGAUAAAACACAACCGUAACAUAAACUUGGACCAUACAGGAUUAAAGUGAUGAAACAACACGCCCUCACAAAGUGAAAACCGUCCAACUUAUACACUGCUCAAGUAUGUGAGAUUGUGAUAGGUAACGAGAAACGCCAUGGCAAGAGCCAGGUUUCAACUUUGUUGCUCGACAGUUGCUAUUGUGUACAUGAUUCAGUUUCUUCUGUUGUUGCCGAUUCUAUGUUAUAAUCUUCCAUUCUCGUCAUACUUCCUAGCUUCUCCCAUAAGCAACAAUGAAACUGCCACUUUGUUACAUGAUUUCAAUCAACAGAGAGUCAGGCGUGCUUAUUCCUAUUUCAAGAGCCAGACGCCUGGAGGUAAUCCACGGUACUAUGAUUCUGUGGAAAACAGCUCCGAGAUCUAUCUGACUGUGGCAAUAAUCACAGUCAGUCGCGCUGUUGAGAAAAAGCGCCAAUAUCCUGGAUACGUUCUCCAGACUUCAGCCGGGAUGGACAAAUUCGCGAAAAGUCACGAAUUUUCACGUAGAACGUUUGUAUUUGUGUGUAAUGUGGAUUUGAAUCCCCAAGAACACAAAGAGGCAAUGUUUUUAAAGAAGUAUCUACCCUUUACUGAACGAUAUGGUUUGUCAAGUUUCAAAUUAGAAGAUAAGUAUCAAAAUCAACAUAAUUAUUCCAUAUAUCAGACAAAAAAAAGCGAGGGGAAAUAUGAAAAGGAGACAAUGGACUACUCGUACUGCUUAAAGGUUGCAAAAUCAUUUGAUCCCGAGUAUGUACUGAUGGUGGAAGACGAUGCUAUUCCUCACAACGAUUUAGCGUAUGUCCUGAAAUAUACACUGGAAAAUCAUCUAGUUGAUAACAGGAGAAGCACCUCUCAAAGGAAAGACUUUGCCUAUCUCAAACUGUAUUAUCCCGAACGGUGGCAAGGCUAUGCAUUUGACGUGCCAAUGUUCCUGGAGCUUUUGAGUAUAGGCAGUGUUGGUGGAGGUGUCACUUUGGUUGUAUUCCAGUGCUUAGCUAAAAGAAGACAGGACAAUUAUAGUUCGAGAUUAAGCCGCUUUCUAAUUUGGAUGGUUUUUUUCAUCUUAACAGCAGAGUUUGUAGGCCGACAGAAUGUGAUGGAGGUACGAAGACUUUCAAAAUACUUAUACAAGUUUCGACAAGCGUCCGAAUGUUGUACCCAAGCCAUGUUAUAUCCAUCAGCCAUAGUUGACUCUCUGACCACAUAUUUGACCACCUUGCCUUCAUUCAAGCAUACUGACCUUUCUAUCUAUGACUUUACACUCCAGACUAAUAUACCAACAUAUCAACUAGAACCGAACCUCUUUUACCAUGUCGGCAUGCAGUCGUCACUGAAUAAGUCCCGGAUCAAGUUACUUGAACAGUUCCUCUUUCGUCUUGAUUUAACUAGUUCGUCAAUCCCUGGAGGAAAGGUGGAAUAAAAUACAGGCUCCUGCGACAGGUUACUGCUGGACUUCUCGGCUGACUGUGUUUAACAUGUACUAUAAUUAAAAUAACCUUAAUUAUG
Molecule: messenger RNA, 3886 nt
Organism: Haliotis rufescens (red abalone)
Lineage: Eukaryota; Metazoa; Mollusca; Gastropoda; Lepetellida; Haliotidae
Product: post-GPI attachment to proteins factor 4-like
Exons: 1
Coding region: 2499-3800 (433 amino acids)
Biological process (GO): GPI anchor biosynthetic process
Cellular component (GO): Golgi membrane
Molecular function (GO): glycosyltransferase activity
Source: RefSeq, a predicted model, not a curated record